AUGUUCGAGAACAAAGAUGCCAACUCGAUCAGAUCGAUCCAGAUAAGACUUCAAUGUUGUGGACUGAACUCGGUGCAUGAUCGAGCUUGGCCAUUUCCGAGUCGAGGCGUCGACGCUCGUGCUUGCGAACGGAACCAAGGCUAUACAGUGGCUUGUGGCAAUAUGUGGCGACAGGAGGAGUCUCUUGCAGCGACUUUGACUGCUAUUGCAAGCUUUUUGAACUGGUUGAUGAUGACACUAAUCGUUUCUGCAAGUUCUGAGAGCGAAGGACAGAUCCGACUUCCAGAGUGGUCUUCGAGCAGACCCACUCACCUGAUCGAGGCAGGCGAAGGCCAUGAAGAGUCUAGCCAUCAGUGCAGGACGACAACUGGGGUAGAAUCAGAAGAGGAGAGGAUCUGGAACCAGGAGACACAAAACGGUUGUUAG
Molecule: messenger RNA, 426 nt
Organism: Lithohypha guttulata
Lineage: Eukaryota; Fungi; Ascomycota; Eurotiomycetes; Chaetothyriales; Trichomeriaceae
Exons: 2
Coding region: 1-426 (141 amino acids)
Source: RefSeq, a predicted model, not a curated record